Leishmania major strain Friedlin is the source of this 1035-nucleotide messenger RNA. RefSeq lists its product as hypothetical. The coding region runs from base 1 to 1035 and encodes 344 amino acids. The record is from RefSeq and is a predicted model, not a curated record. NCBI's taxonomy places the organism in Eukaryota, Euglenozoa, Kinetoplastea, Trypanosomatida, Trypanosomatidae. The transcript has a single exon.
AUGAUGCGUCGAGUGCCCAUCACCGUCAGCUUCGACGCGCUGGACACUCUUAUUCAGAUAACGCGUGGAUUGGGCUACCAGUACCGCAGCUCGUACGCAUCCUUUCUGCUGGCGCACGGUAUUGACCUUGACGCAACCUGCCCAAACGCCACGUGUGAGGCGGUGCAGGAACUCGCGCUGAAGGCGAUCCGUGACCAAGUGCGUGCGGAGCGUGCAGCAUGGACUCGCUCUGCCAACCCAAAGGAGAUGCCCAUUGGCGGUGACACAGAUGAGGAACUGCGCUCUUUCUGGGCCCGCGUUCUGAGGCAAACCUAUACAUGCGCGACGCUGUAUGACGGCGCUGCCGCUGAUGUGGUGCAGCGCAUCGAGGAGCUGUGGGGCGACCACCACAACGAAGUGCGCUGCUUUGAAGACUACGUGCUGUUUGAUCAGUUCAGCUCCACCAAGGCCCACAGCUGGUGCCCGGAAGGACUCCGCACAUUGCAGUGCCUGCGUAAAUGGAACCAAGUACAGAUGAGCUGUGACGAGAGUGCUGUGCGGCCAGGCCUCGCAGACACGAAGCCAGCGUCUGACUUGGACGUGUUUUCUCCUUCCUCUGCCGCAGCGUCUCCGGUUCUCUUCCUGGCUGCACCGCCAUUCGUGGUUUCCAACAUGGAUCCUCGUAUACGGGGCGUGUUCAUGCAGCUGGGUGCGUUCGAGGCCGGUGAAAGCGGUGAGCCGCCACUGCUUUCGCGGAUUAUCUCGGCUCGGGACACGGGCUACGCAAAGCCGUCGCCCGCAGGCAUCCUGACCGGUGUGCGCGACAUUGCCGCGUCCUACCGCGCCGCGUGUCAAAGCUGCGGUGCGUGUGAUGCGGGUGUCGAUGUGCAUCGGCAUGUGCACGUAGGCGACGCCGAUGCCGAUCGCGUUGCAUGCGAGCGCGCGGGAUGCCAUUUCGUGCAGUGCGACCCCGCCACGGGCGUGACGUGGGGGUUGCUGCAGGCGAAGCUACAGGAGCUGGAGGCACUCUACGGAUCUGCGCCCCUCCCGCAUUGA